AUGUAUGUGGUGAAGGUGUCGGACUUCCUGCAGAUGGAGGGCCCACCCCAGGCCCAUGAUGCCCUCAUGGAGCAGGGGCUUCUUCAUGAAUGGUGGCCUGGGAUGUUUGUGAUUUUCGUCUCGCACCAAUGGCUUGGCACUGGCCACCCAGAUCCCUGCGGGGCACAGACUGCAGUGCUGCGGCAAGCUUUCAGCAGUGCCUCGGUGAGUGACUGCAACAAUAAGGAGAAUGCAAGCCCCAAUAUGCAAAGAUGCUAUUGCAGUAGUCGGCAAAUUUCGAUGCAACCAACAACUGUUUGA
Symbiodinium pilosum is the source of this 300-nucleotide messenger RNA. Lineage: Eukaryota; Dinophyceae; Suessiales; Symbiodiniaceae. The record is from the annotation of a GenBank genome assembly.